Gymnodraco acuticeps is the source of this 1060-nucleotide messenger RNA. RefSeq names its product centromere protein K (gene cenpk). Gene Ontology annotation, biological process: kinetochore assembly; mitotic sister chromatid segregation. The coding region runs from base 90 to 887 and encodes 265 amino acids. The record is from RefSeq and is a predicted model, not a curated record. The transcript is spliced from 10 exons. NCBI's taxonomy places the organism in Eukaryota, Metazoa, Chordata, Actinopteri, Perciformes, Bathydraconidae. Gene Ontology annotation, cellular component: nucleus.
GACGUCAUCAGCGUUGGCGGUAAUUUGAAAAAGGAGCGUCUGUUGUUAUUUUCCGUGACUUGGAGAUACAUCUCUGACAUUUACAAAUUAUGGCCGAGUUGGAGGCAGGUGUGGCGGCGAAAGAGGCUCUGUCAGAGACCGCUCUCAAUGAGCUCAUGGAGCAGUGUGAGGAGCAGUUCAUCCAGCUGGAGAAGCUUCAGAAUGAGAUCAUACUGUCUGAACCAGAUGCAUGUGAGAAUCCUCAAGACCAGGCAGCAAAUAGACUGAUGGCAACGGAAGCUGAACUGAAGCAGUGGCUGAGAGUGGAGCCUAAAUUGCUGGCAUCAAAUUCAGAAGUUUUACUCGAAGCUGGAAAAGAAGAGAUGCUCAAACUGUGCUCAGAACUCGAGAUGGUUCUUUCUUGCCAGGAAGCAAAGAGAGACAAACUGAAAGAAACCAAAGAACUUGAACAGAAGUGGUUGGAGGAGAAGACACAAGUGCUGAUAGCUACCAAAAACCACAUUGAGCGAAUGCAAAUGGAAAAGGGGAAAGCAUCAGAGCACAGUAUAUUGCUGGACACCAAAGCUCAAAUCCAGAAGAUGAAUGUGUACCAGCAGAGGUUGAUGGAGUGUCUGUCGGAUGUUCUGGAGAAGCACGUCCCUCUGCCUCAGUACGAGUCCAGCACCAAGAAGAAGAAGAAGAGCUCCCAGGAGUUUGAUAAAGACAUGAUUUCCCUCAAUGAAAUUCUCGAGCUGCUCAUGAACAAGGCUCUGAACACACCACACGACCCCUAUAUGACGAUAGACAACACAUUCUGGCCCCCGUACAUAGAGCUGCUGCUCCGCUAUGGCAUCGCAGUGAGGCACCAAGAGAGUAACUUCAAGAUCCGCCUGGAAACAUUUUUUUGAGGCAGUGGUGCACGAGGCUUCUCAAGCACCACUCAUCUGCCAGUGUUUGAAAGCUUGAGGCUGCUUGCACAGUUCAAAGUGCUGUGUGUGUGUGUGUGUGUGUGUGUGUGUGUGUGUGUGUGUGUGUGUGUGUGUGUGUGUGUGUGUGUGUGUGUGUGUGUGUGUGUGUGUGU